Messenger RNA from Mytilus trossulus (common blue mussel), 571 nucleotides. RefSeq lists its product as uncharacterized. The record is from RefSeq and is a predicted model, not a curated record. The transcript has 3 exons. Bases 110 to 553 code for a protein of 147 amino acids. NCBI's taxonomy places the organism in Eukaryota, Metazoa, Mollusca, Bivalvia, Mytilida, Mytilidae.
UAAGUUUCAUCUUUCAAGGCAUACUUCUGGCGAGUAUAGCAAUUUGGAUUUAGUUGGAAAUCGAGGUUGUAACCAAACUAGAUCUAUAUAUAUAGAAGACGAAACGAGAAUGAGGCAAAAUACAAUAAUCAUAGUUCUUUUCUCAAUUAUAUUACCACACAGCGUACAAGGAUGGAACAUUAAAAAGAGAAGUUGUAGUUGUAAAGACACAUCAUUGGUAAACACAGAACGACUGAAUAGAGCAGCUAAAUGGAGAGAAUGCUUAGACAAAUGUAUUUCCAAAGAUUGUAUAGCUGCAGGUUGUCAUUUUGAAAACAGCUGCUUGCAGGGAAUGUGUGUUCCGAAUAACUUUAAUUCGUCCUCUCUUACAGAUUGCAAAGUCACCAUAGAAAAGGAAAUAGGAAAAGAAGAUAACGAAUGGAACACUUGUCGAAGUAACUGUAACGCCGAGUCUUGCAACCAAAUUGAAACAUGUCAUUUGGAGAAUAUUCAAAUUUGUGAUUCGAGUAUGAACAUCGACAUGUGUUUACCAAAAUCAUCUGAAAAUACAUAGAAUAGUUCAAUACAUAAA